This is a messenger RNA of Penicillium griseofulvum, 891 nucleotides long. RefSeq names its product SDR family NAD(P)-dependent oxidoreductase. Bases 1 to 891 code for a protein of 296 amino acids. The record is from RefSeq and is a predicted model, not a curated record. Gene Ontology annotation, molecular function: oxidoreductase activity. The transcript is spliced from 2 exons. NCBI's taxonomy places the organism in Eukaryota, Fungi, Ascomycota, Eurotiomycetes, Eurotiales, Aspergillaceae.
AUGGCAGCCAACGAAAGUAACCAACGCUUCAAGCUUGAAAACCUGUUCAAUGUGAAAGACAAAGUGGCCCUGAUCACAGGCGGCGGCUCCGGAAUCGGCCUAAUGGCAGCGCAAGCUCUCGCCGUGAACGGUGCCAAAGUAUACAUAACGGGCCGCACAGAAGAGAAACUCGACCGGGUCGCCUCUCUCUACGGCAAUAACACAAGCGGCAAAAUCAUCCCUCUCCCAGCGGACGUCACCAACAAAGACGAGAUUCGCCGACUCGUCUCGGAGAUCACCACACGCGAAGGACACCUCUCAAUCCUAAUGAACAAUGCCGGAAUAUCUAGCAAAACGCAAGAAACCGAGCCGGAAGACGCAUCAAAGCUCCAGACAUCCCUCUUCGACGACCCGGGUGCCACCUUCGAGGAAUGGGACUCGGUGUUCCGCACCAACGUCUCGCAGAUCUUCUUCAUGACAACCGCGUUCCUGCCGUUGCUGCAGCGUGGAUCGGAGGUUGAGCAUGGUUGGUCUAGCACUGUGAUCAAUACAUCUUCCAUCUCCGGUAUUGUGAAGGUCUCGCAGCAUCAUUUCGCGUACAAUGCUUCCAAGGCGGCGACGAUCCAUUUGACUAAGAUGCUUGCGCAUGAGAUUAGCUCGUCCGACCUGCGGGUUCGUGUUAAUAACAUUGCUCCUGGGGUCUUCCCUAGUGAGAUGACUGCUGGAGAGAGUGAUAAUGGGCAGAAGAGUUUCAUUCCGGCUGAAAAGUAUCGGGAGAAGGUUCCUGCUUCUCGGCCUGGCAAGGAUGAGGAUAUGGGCAAUGCUGUGCUGUUUGCUGCUACUAAUCAGUACUUGAACGGACAAACUGUUGUUGUUGAUGGGGGUUAUGUUCUUGCUGCUGGGUCUUUGUGA